UCCGAUUUGUGGAACUGCUUGUUUUAGAUACUGUUUUCCUCAUCUCUGAAAUGGUACCAAACUAUCUCAUUCCGGAGUUUGCUAAGACCACAGCUGGUGCAGGCUUGUGAUGCUGAGAGGUAGCUCUGGGUUCUACUGCUAUGCCAUCUUUGAGCAUGACAGGGCCUACCCUGCUCUCAACAUCACCGAAGCUCGGCUUGUCUUCAAGCUUAACCCGGCAAAGUUCAAUUACAUGGCUAUUACAGACGACAUACAGAGGUACAUGCCCAGCGCGGUGGACAGAGAAGAACCUCGUGCUGUCCCACUGGCUUACAAGGAGGCUGUUCUGCUGGUUGACCCCAAGGAACCCCAAUUCAGAGGAGAGGUAGAUGACAAGUACCAGUACUCUCUGGAUAACAAGGACAACGUUGUUCACGGAUGGAUCAGCGGCAGCGAUCCAAACCCAAUUGGUUUCUGGGUCAUCACUCCCAGCAACGAGUUCAAGAGCGGUGGCCCUCUCAAACGGGAGCUCACCUCCCAUGUCGGCCCCACAUCUCUCACCAUGUUUAUGGGGACGCAUUAUGUCGGCAAGUACAUGGUGGCCGACAUCGACGACGGCGAGGAGUGGAAGAAGGUCCUCGGCCCCGUGUUCAUCUACCUCAACUCAGGUCCCAAGACAGGCGACCUGUGGGAGGACGCCAAGGCGCAGGCGGAGGCCGAGGCGAGGAGCUGGCCCUACGGCUUCCUGGCGUCACCGGACUUCCCCAAGUCAGCCGAGAGAGGGUCCGUCACCGGGAGGCUGUUGGUCAGCGACAGGCACCUGAACAAGAAGCACGACAUGCCCGCCGGGGCGGCGGCCUACGUCGGCCUGGCCUCGCCGGGGCAGCCGGGCUCCUGGGCGACGGAGAGCAAGGGGUACCAGUUCUGGACGAGGGCCGCGUCCGACGGCACCUUCACCAUCGCCAACGUCAGGGAAGGCGUGUACGACCUGUACGCCUUCGUUCCGGGGGUUCUUGGAGACUACUACGACCGCGGCUCGCCGUCGUCGCCGCUGACCGUAGCGCCUGGCCGUGCCGUCGCCGUCGGUGACCUUGUCUUCGAGCCCCCGAGGUCCGGCCCGACGGUGUGGGAGAUUGGCGUCCCCGACCGUACGGCGGCGGAGUUCUACGUCCCGGACCCGGACCCCAGGUACGUCAACAGGGUCUUCGUCGGCGACCGAGACAGGUACCGGCAGUACGGUCUCUGGGAGAGGUACGCCGAGUUGUACCCGGACAAGGAUCUCGUCUUCACCGUCGGUGAAAGCAACGAAUCCAAGGACUGGUUCUUUGCACACGUCACAAGAAAGGUUGGCCAGGUUGCCGUGCCAACGACAUGGCAGAUACGGUUCAGUCUGGACAGCGUCGAGGCUGACGGCGACUACACGCUGCGGAUCGCCAUUGCAGCUUCUGAAAGGUGCAGGUUGCAGGUGCAAGUGAAUGACGAUGGGGAUGAUGCGAGGAGAGGCGGGGUGUUUACGGCGGCCGGCGACAUGGCCAUGGGGGACGACAACGCCAUCACGCGCCACGGGAUACACGGCAUGCAGCGGAGCCUCGAGUUCGCGGUCGGGGGCCACCUGCUGCGGCGAGGCGGCAACACCAUUGGCCUAAAACUCAUCAGCCACCAGCAAGGACCGGAAGGUCCGGCCAUGGUCGCCGGAGUCAUGUAUGACUACAUCCGCCUAGAAGGGCCGCCGUCGUCCAGAGGCGUUGCGUCACGCGGGGUUCCACUUCACCGUGUUUGGGUGCAGAUUUUGCUCGUGUCUUCACUGGCCUGCUUCCUCGUGAUGUCCCAGUAGUAGUAGUAAUAGUGUAGCGAUCUGGCAUGCAGGCGAUCUGCCAGGAAUGAUGAUUUUACAGCAACAGAAAGAAGCACAGGUUCCCCAACAUCAGGAACCUACCGCUAACAAAAAGCGCAAUUCCGAAACCAGAUACACUACAGUCAUACUAUUGAGCUAUUACAGAAAUGAAAAUUCUCUUGUCACAAUCAAAUCAUAAUAACUACUAC
Sorghum bicolor (sorghum) is the source of this 2022-nucleotide messenger RNA. Its product is annotated as probable rhamnogalacturonate lyase B. Lineage: Eukaryota; Viridiplantae; Streptophyta; Magnoliopsida; Poales; Poaceae. Gene Ontology annotation, biological process: carbohydrate metabolic process. The transcript has 5 exons. Gene Ontology annotation, molecular function: carbohydrate binding; catalytic activity. Bases 110 to 1813 code for a protein of 567 amino acids. The record is from RefSeq and is a predicted model, not a curated record.